Messenger RNA from Salarias fasciatus (jewelled blenny), 4313 nucleotides. It is a transcript of the gene myo1f, whose product is annotated as myosin IF. Gene Ontology annotation, biological process: endocytosis; actin filament organization. Lineage: Eukaryota; Metazoa; Chordata; Actinopteri; Blenniiformes; Blenniidae. The transcript is spliced from 28 exons. Gene Ontology annotation, molecular function: actin filament binding; ATP binding; microfilament motor activity. Gene Ontology annotation, cellular component: myosin complex; microvillus; actin cytoskeleton. The record is from RefSeq and is a predicted model, not a curated record. Bases 186 to 3455 code for a protein of 1089 amino acids.
CCGGGUGUCUUGGAGGUAACAAGCAGCUCUGGCACUGAUUGACCGUCCACAUGAUGGCUGCAGUCUGAGGAGACCCACCUGUGGAUUUUAACUGCAACACACACACACACACACACACACACACACACACACACACACACACACACAAACACUGGAUACCUGAGGAGGAGAGGCCCAAAACAACAAUGGCGAAGUACCACUGGCAGAGUCAAAAUGUGAAACAAAGUGGAGUGGACGACAUGGUCCUGCUGUCCAAGAUCACCGAGGAUGCCAUCGUGGAAAACCUGAAGAAAAGAUACAUGGACGACUACAUCUUUACCUACAUCGGUCCUGUACUGAUUUCUGUGAACCCGUUCAAACAGAUGCCCUACUUCACUGAGAGAGAAAUCGAACUCUACCAAGGAGCUGCACAGUAUGAGAACCCGCCGCACAUCUACGCCCUGACUGAUAACAUGUACAGGAACAUGAUGAUCGAUGGGGAGAAUCAGUGUGUUAUCAUCAGUGGUGAGAGUGGAGCAGGAAAGACAGUGGCUGCCAAAUAUAUCAUGGGCUACAUUUCUAAAGUAUCUGGAGGUGGAUCCAAAGUGCAGCAUGUCAAAGACAUCAUCCUGCAGUCUAAUCCCCUGCUGGAAGCCUUUGGCAAUGCUAAGACCGUCCGGAACAACAACUCCAGUCGCUUUGGGAAAUAUUUUGAGAUCCAGUUCAGCCGGGGAGGAGAGCCAGAUGGUGGCAAAAUUUCAAACUUCCUGUUGGAGAAGUCUCGGGUGGUGAGCCAAAACGAGAACGAGAGAAACUUUCACAUUUACUAUCAGUUGAUGGAGGGCGCCAACGCUCAGCAGAAGGAGAGGCUCGGCAUCAUGACCCCUGACUACUACUACUACCUCAACCAGUCUGGGACAUACAAAGUGGACGGAACCAAUGACAGCAAAGACUUCCACGAGACAAUGGAAGCCAUGCAGGUGAUCGGGAUCCCAGGUGACAUCCAGGGCCAGGUGCUGCAGAUUGUCGCAGGCAUCCUUCACCUGGGAAACAUCAGCUUCAUCGAGGCAGGGAACUAUGGGCAAGUGGAAAGCACAGACUUGCUUGCCUUCCCUGCUUAUCUGCUGGGCAUCGACGAUAGCCGCCUGCAGGAAAAACUCACUAGCCGCAAAAUGGAUUCAAAGUGGGGAGGCAAGUCGGAGUCCAUUAAUGUGACCCUGAACCAGGAACAGGCCACCUACACUCGAGAUGCCUUGGCCAAGGCCCUCUAUGCUCGCCUCUUCGACUACCUGGUUGAGGCCAUCAACAAAGCCAUCCAAAAACCAUAUGAGGAAUUCAGCAUUGGCGUGCUUGACAUUUAUGGCUUUGAGAUAUUCCAGAGAAAUGGUUUUGAGCAGUUUUGUAUCAACUUUGUCAACGAAAAACUGCAACAGAUUUUCAUUGAGCUCACUUUGAAAGCUGAACAGGAAGAGUACGUUCAAGAGGGCAUCAAGUGGACGCCCAUCGAGUACUUCAACAACAAGAUUGUAUGUGAUCUGAUUGAAAAUAAAUUGAGCCCUCCAGGAGUAAUGAGCGUUCUGGACGAUGUAUGCGCCACCAUGCAUGCCAAAGGAGAUGGUGCGGAUGACACCCUGCUGCAGAAACUGCAGGCUGCUGUGGGAACACACGAGCAUUUCAACAGCUGGAACAAAGGCUUUGUCAUUCAUCACUAUGCCGGCAAGGUGUCUUAUGACAUUCAUGGCUUUUGUGAGAGGAAUCGGGAUGUGCUGUUCCCUGACCUCAUUGAACUCAUGCAGAGCAGCGAGAUUGACUUCAUUCAAAGCUUGUUCCCUGAAAACCUGAACACGGACAAGAAAGGACGGCCAACCACAGCAAGCUCUAAAAUCAAGAAACAAGCUAAUGAUCUGGUGAACACACUGAUGAAGUGCACUCCUCACUACAUCCGCUGUAUCAAACCCAAUGAGACAAAACGGCCAAAAGACUGGGAGGAGAGCAGAGUAAAGCAUCAGGUUGAAUACCUGGGCCUGCGUGAAAACAUUCGCGUGCGAAGGGCAGGAUUUGCAUACCGCAGGGUCUUCAAUAAGUUUCUGAUGAGGUAUGCCAUUCUCACAGCUGAAACGUGGCCACAGUGGAGGGGUCCAGAGCAGCAGGGGGUCCUUCACCUGCUCCGGUCUGUCAACAUGGACAACGAUCAGUACCAGAUGGGCCACAACAAAGUCUUCGUCAAGAAUCCAGAAUCGCUCUUUCUUCUGGAGGAGAUGAGAGAGAGGAAGUUUGACACCUUUGCUCGGAUAAUUCAGAAGGCCUGGAGGAGAUACAUUUCCCGUAAGAAGUAUGAGCAGAUGAGAGAAGAGGCUUCAGACAUUCUGUACAACUCAAAAGAGAGGAGGAAGAACAGCAUCAACAGGAACUUUGUCGGAGACUACCUGGGGCUGGAGCAGAGGCCCGAGCUGCGACAGUUUCUUGGCAAGAGGGAGCGUGUCGACUUCGCUGAUUCAGUCAACAAAUUUGAUCGCAGGUUCAAGUCUGUCAAGAGAGAUUUGAUCUUGACCCCGAAAGGCAUCUAUCUCAUUGGCCGAGAGAAAGUAAAGAAGGGACCAGAGAAAGGACAGAUAAAGGAGGUGCUGAAACGAAAACUGGAGUUUGGAAGCAUUAGUGGCGUCUCUCUCAGUACAAGACAGGACGACUUCUUCAUUCUGCAUGAAACCCAGUACGACAGUCUGCUGGAGUCCAACUUUAAGACAGAGUUCCUAAGUUUGCUGUCCAAACGCUACGAGGAUUUGACCAAGAGAAAACUAACAAUCUCCUUCAAUGACAGGCUGGAGUUCAGAGUGAAGAAGGAGGGCUGGGGUGGAGGAGGCUCCAGAGUGCUGGUGUUCCAGAGGGGCCAAGGAGACCUGGCUCAGCUCAAACCUGGAGGAAAAACUCUCACUGUGACUAUUGGGGAUGGUCUGCCGAAGUCCUCCAAGCCAACCAAGAAGUCUGCUCCACAAUACCAUGGAGGAGGGAGAAAUCACGUACCAAGCAGAGCACACCAGAAUGGAGCGCCAAAGUUUUCUACAGCCUCUCGCAGACAGCAGUCGAACAUCACAUAUUCCUCCCCACAAAGGCAGGGUCCGCCACCCAGUGCCGCUCUGCCCAAGCUGAGCUUCAAGAAGGGCCCCCGAGCCCCGGCCCAUAACCAGUACAACCAGGGGAACAUGGACUUCCUCAAUGUCCCAGAAGUGGGCAUGUCAGGACAACAGAGGAAAAAGAGCAUUGGCCAGCGACCUCCUCCUGCUCCCAAGCCUCAGCCUCGGCCUGCUGGUCCACGCUGCCGGGCCCUGUAUCAGUACAUCGGCCAGGACACUGACGAGAUCAGCUUCGAGGUCAACGAUGUGUUUGACCUGGUCAAAGAAGACCCGUCAGGUUGGUGGACGGGAAGAAUUCAUGGAAGGGAAGGGCUCUUCCCCGGGAACUACGUGGAGAAGAUCUGAUGAACCCAUUCAGCCAUCACGGACCUGUCUGCCAAGAAAUAUGAGUAAUUUGUUUAGAGCAGGAUAUCGUUGUGCUUGCAAAUUAAAUAGCCUGUUUAUUCAUUACAUGAUAGAUUUUCAUCCACGAUUGAACAGGCCUCAUCAAGGGUGGCCGUUGCUGACAUUUGAGCUACAGCUAACUUGUUUGACAGCAAUGCUGUAUGAAUGGUGUAAAGAAGACAUUGUUGUGGUCAUGAUUGUUACAACACACCUGCAAAGCGCUACUCAGGUUUCAUCUCCGUUGUUGGGUCAAACAAUCUUGAACCGUUGUGCAGGAAGCUCUUUGACUUCAUCUUAAACCCCUAAUUAUCUGUUAUAUGUUUUGUGAAGUACCUUAAAGUUUUUUUUUUUCUAGAAGUUCUGUUUGAUUUAUGGAACAAUUAAAAAAUCUAGUAAAAACAGGCAUUUUAAAAUGUUUUGAAUACCCAUUUAUGUCACCUCGAAUGUUACUUUUUCACUCUUGCAAACUUGCUGAAGAAUGAUAUUGAUUUUAAUUUGUGGAUUUUUAUUUUUAUCUCAGAUGUUUUAAUUUCAGUAAAAGAAAAAUAGAUGUAUUUUCAUAUUUCUGUUUUUGUUCUGUGUCACCAGUAUAUUGUCAAAAGUGUCUAAAUAACAAAAACCGACAUAAAGAAAUGACUGGAUAAUGUGGAUAUCUCUGCUUUUAUACAUUUUUUUUUUUAGUAGAUCUUCUUCGUUGAAUAAUGACAGUCAAUCAAAAUCAAAAAUAUGCUUUGUACAUGAAUAUCAAAAGAAAAGUAAAUUUCACAAGAUUACUUUCAUAAGUUGUUUUAAAUGCAAAAUAAAAAAUGCACAAUUUCA